This is a messenger RNA of Ziziphus jujuba (common jujube), 1403 nucleotides long. Its product is annotated as AT-hook motif nuclear-localized protein 14. Lineage: Eukaryota; Viridiplantae; Streptophyta; Magnoliopsida; Rosales; Rhamnaceae. The transcript has 6 exons. Gene Ontology annotation, molecular function: minor groove of adenine-thymine-rich DNA binding. The coding region runs from base 43 to 1095 and encodes 350 amino acids. The record is from RefSeq and is a predicted model, not a curated record.
UCUCUCUACAAUCCUUCUCUUUUCUCUCUCUCUCUAAGUCGAAUGGAACCCAAUGAAAACCAACUGAGCUACUACCACCACCACCACCAGAGCCCAACGACGACGACGACCACCGCCCCCACCGCCAACAACGCCGUUGCGUCACCAACCAAUGGGCUUCUGCCAAAUACCCACACCAGCGAUGGGACCCACAUGGUGUACCCUCACUCCGUGCCCUCCGCGGUGACGUCCCCACUCGAGCCUGCUAAGAGGAAGCGAGGGAGGCCCAGGAAGUACGGCACCCCCGAGCAGGCGUUGGCCGCCAAGAAGGCCGCUACGACGUCGUCUCACUCCUCCUCUUCCAAGGACAAGAAGGACCAUGGUGGUGGCGCUGCUUCGCCUUCCUAUUCUGGUUCCUCCAAAAAAUCUCAGUUGGUUGCUUUAGGCAAUGGAGGGCAAGGUUUUACACCACAUGUUAUCACUGUAGCAGCUGGUGAGGAUGUCGGACAGAAAAUUAUGAUGUUUAUGCAACAGAGUAAGCGUGAAAUAUGCAUUCUGUCUGCCUCUGGUACAAUCUCAAAUGCUUCUCUUCGUCAGCCUGCUACAUCAGGAGGCAACAUUACAUAUGAGGGUCGCUUUGAGAUUAUAUCAUUCUCUGGAUCAUAUGUACGUACUGAGCUUGGAGGGAGGGCUGGAGGGCUCAGUGUGUGUCUGUCCAGCACAGAUGGUCAAAUCAUUGGAGGAGGAGUUGGUGGACCUCUAAAGGCAGCAGGGCCAGUGCAGGUUAUUGUUGGUUCAUUUAUGAUUGAUGCCAAGAAAGAUGGUGUGAAAGGUGAUGUGCCUGGCAACAAGUUGCCAUCGCCAGUUGGUGGGGCAUCUUCCUCAAGUAUAGGCUUUCGCUCUGCAAUUGACUCUUCUGGAAGGAAUCCAGUAAGGGGAAAUGAUGAUCACCAAGCUAUUCCAAGUCAUUUCAUGAUUCAACCCCGUGGCAUGCAUAUGGCCCCUCCACGGCCGACAGAUUGGAGGACUGGCCCUGCUGGUUAUGAAUUGACAGGACGAGGUAUUGGAGCACACCAAUCUCCAGAAAAUGGGGACUAUGAUCAAAUUCCUGACUAGCUAGGGAUUGUUUUGGAAGUUUUUGAAAGGCAAUGUUUUGUGGUAGAUAGAUGAUGUAUAAUCGUACAAGCACUCUUUUGUUAGGUUAUGAUGUUCAUAGUAUGCAACAUACACUAAAAGAUAUUGGCUCUUCCUAAUACCUGUGAGCUCCACGAAAGUGUUUUCCUAGCUCCAAUUGCUUGUGGGACUCAUGGUGUAUUUGCUUGUUGGGUUGAUGCCUAAUUUUCAAUUACUGUUUACUAGGACGAAUAAGUAGUUUCUUUUGUAUGCAUUUUCAAAUUAUCAUAGUCUUUCUUUUUUUGCUUUUA